This is a messenger RNA of Scomber scombrus (Atlantic mackerel), 2682 nucleotides long. Its product is annotated as fibrous sheath CABYR-binding protein. The record is from RefSeq and is a predicted model, not a curated record. NCBI's taxonomy places the organism in Eukaryota, Metazoa, Chordata, Actinopteri, Scombriformes, Scombridae. The transcript is spliced from 2 exons. Bases 227 to 2089 code for a protein of 620 amino acids.
GAUUGCAGACGGAGCACUACUAGGGCAGGCUGGAUUGUGAUAGCGACAGAUGUCUAGAAAAACUGCGAGGGGCACUUCUCAGUUACAGCACAGUCCCAGACUGCACCUCGGAGAGUAGGGGCGGAAUCUGCAGCUGUCACUCCAAAGGUUUACCUCCAUUAUCGCAUCCAGCCGGAUCUUGGAAAAGGAGCUCAAUUGAUCACUCUCUAGAAAUACAGGAGACACCAUGGGAGGCAAACUGAGCAAGAAGAGGAAGGGAUAUGAUGUGAGUGACCCCAAAGAGACGAAGGAUGAGGCUGCAGCAACAGCGCCUGGUGCAGAAGAGUCUGCUAAAGUGGAGGAUGCUGCCCCACCCACAGAAGCUGAAUUGACAGCUGAAGCUGGCAAUGUGGUGGCGCAAGCCGUGGAGUCAGCUGCGGCAGAAGUAACUGAAGCUGCUCCAGAGGAGCCCAAAUCUGCACCUCCAGAAGAAACAUCUCCUGCAGCUCCAGUACCAGAAGAACCAGCUGCAGCCACAGAGGAAGCACCUCCAGCACCAGAAGAACCUGCUGCAGCCAUAGAGGAAGCACCUCCAGCACCAGAAGAACCUGCUGCAGCCACAGAGGAAGCACCUCCAGCACCAGAAGAACCUGCUGCAGCCAUAGAGGAAGCACCUCCAGCAUCAGAAGAACUUGCUGCAGCCAUAGAGGAAGCACCUCCAGCACCAGAAGAACCUGCUGCAGUUGCAGAGGAAACACCUCCAGCACCAGAAGAACCUGCUGCAGUUGCAGAGGAGGCACCUCCAGCACCAGAAGAACCUGCUGCAGUUGCAGAGGAAGCAGAUCCAGUACCGGAAGAACCAGUGACAGUAGUAGAAGAACCAGUUGUAGCAGCAGAGAAAUCUGCUCCUUCAGCAGAGGAACCAGCUCCAUCUCCAGCAGUGGAGGAAUCAGCCCCGGCAGAAGAAGAACAAGCUCCAGUAGAACCGUUAGAGGCUAUAGAAACAGUAGCAGAGGAACCUGUGGCUAUAACAGAGGAACCUUCUGCUCCAGUACCAGAAGAAACUGUACCAAUUGAGGCUGAACCUGAGUCUGCAACUGCACCCGAAACGGUCCCUGUAGAAGAACCUGCUGCAGUUGUAGAAUCUGUGCCAGAACCAGCGGUUGUUCCUGUCAGCACAGAGGAAGCACCCAAAGACCAAGAGCCUGAGCCCAUCCCAGAGACUGUUACUGAGCCAGAAGCCAUUGUGGAGGAGGUAGUGCUGCCUGCUUCUGCCCUUGAAUCUGAGCCAGCUGCAGAGCCAGCACUGCAACAAGCCCAAGAGCCAGAACCAGAGCAAGCAGCAGAACCAGAGCCAGAACCAGAGCAAACCCUAGAGCCAGAAUAUGAAAAAGCAGUAGAGCCCGAGGUAGAACCAGUGAAAGAGCCAGAGCCAGAACCAGAGCAAGAGCAAGUCCCAGCGCCAGAACCAGAACCAGAGAAAGUACUAGAGCCGGAGCCUGAGCAAGAGGCUGAUACACCUGCAGCAGAGGAACAAGUACAAGAAGUUGAGCCAGAACCAGUAGUACCCACAUCUGACAGUGCAGAACUUGAGACUGUGGAAGCAGCAGCAGCACCUGAGGUCUUGGAGUCUGCAGAAGAGGAAUCAGUCGCAACAGAAGCCUCCAGCACUGAGGUGUCUGCUGAGCCAGAAGCAUCAGAACCUGUACCUGAGAUUAUCAUUUCUGAGUCUGUAUCUGCCAGCAAUGUUACUGCUGAGUCUGAAGAGGCAGCCCAAACUUCUGUGGAAGAGGUGCCUUGCCCAGAACCUGAGGUAGAGAGCAAGAUGGAAAAUGGAGAUUUGGAGAGCCCUUCUCUUACAGAGGGUGUGGCAGUAGUAGAUGCACUUCCAGCUGUGAACGGAGAAUGCACAGAAUCCACUUCCACCACUGACACACAGAAUGAGGAAUGUGUUAAUGGUAGUGAAAAACCAGAGGAGACGCCUGCCAAGGUGCAGAGUGACUUUGAACUGAAAAAGGACGUGAACCUGAGUGGCGAUGUCCAGGAAGUACCAGACGCAGUGUCUGACAUGGUGGAGGCCCCCAGCACUGAGGUCACCCAGGCAGUCUGAAAAGAAGCCAUCUUUCAAAUUAAUGUGAAUCCAGAUUAACCUUCCGAAUGUGCAAGAAAGCCAUCAAAGGUAUCACAAACACAGCAAGGCUUUCUGAAAUGCUGAAACCACCGCAAUGUUCUAUAGUGGUAACUCAGGCAAAUGGAUGUUUUCUUUUGAGUAACCAAAAACGAAAUGCAACCACUUGAGAAUAGAAAGAGACAGAGAGAAAUAGACAGAUACAGACAGAGAGUGAAAGCAUGUGAGGUGGAAGUGCAGAGUUGAGACUAGAGUUUGGAAUUUGAGGCAUGAAUACAUAUAGACCGUCAAACUGGACAGCAGAGCAAAAAUACUGGACAAUAACUACGAUAUUAAUGAAUGAAAUUAAUAAAUUUGUCUUUGUGUGAGCCCAAUGAAUAUUACGAAGUGGUUUAUUGGAACAGCAUUCAUUAUUAGUAUAUUAUCUGAUUUAGAAUUUCAUAUAUCCUUUCUAUUACUAUAUGCAGAGACAUGAAAUAAAUGUUUUGGCCUUUUAUAAUAAUGGUACCUGUGAGGACUGUUAAUUUUAAACUGAUUGUUCGGAAUAGAGAAUAAAAAGAGAUUGUUAUAGCCUA